Messenger RNA from Trichoplusia ni (cabbage looper), 2181 nucleotides. It is a transcript of the gene Aanat, whose product is annotated as dopamine N-acetyltransferase-like. The record is from RefSeq and is a predicted model, not a curated record. Gene Ontology annotation, molecular function: N-acetyltransferase activity. The coding region runs from base 355 to 1134 and encodes 259 amino acids. Lineage: Eukaryota; Metazoa; Arthropoda; Insecta; Lepidoptera; Noctuidae. The transcript has 6 exons.
GAUCACACUAAUUAAUCCAAAGUGUCAGUUUUCAGUAGGUCCAGAGUUAUCCUGUGUAGUCUAGGUUUGUUGAGAUAAACAGUAAAUAAAGUGGGGCAUUAGAGCGUGCACUUGCAUAGCAGAGUCGGUGCGGAAUAGUGAAUAUGAAAGGAACAAGAGCGCGGGGGCGCGUGCAUGUCUAGCUACAACGAUACAGCUUUUAUAUAAAAGAAGCGCUCAGUUUCGCAACCAUUCCAAUUUUGAAUCUCGGCGCAAACCUACCGAGGGGCGCUAGGGAGUCGGAACGCAUCCGUAUUUGCGCGCGAAAAGUGACAGAUCUUAUUGUUUUUUUUAAUAACAAAUAAAUAUUUCAAUAUGGCUGUUACCAGUGCUAGGAAUAUUGUGAAUUUGAAAGAAAAGGGGCAUUUUGAACGUGAAAAUGCAAGACUCGAUAAAUACACUCUCGCCGACGAGCUCCCGGCCCAGAUGUCGGAGCUCAGCAUACGGACGAUGGCAAAACCCUCUUACACUAUCAAGAAAAUCACUCCCGAAGACAAGGAGCGUAUGCUGAAGUUCCUAAGAAGGUUUUUCUUCCGCGAUGAGCCGAUGAACUUGGCGGUGAAUUUGCUGGAGACUCCGGAAUGCCGAUGCUUGGAGCUUGAGGAGUACGCAGCCAGCACCCUCGAAGAUGGAGUGUCGGUAGCCGCAGUCGAUGAGAACGGAGAAUAUGUGGGUGUCAUAAUUAACGGACUGGCCAGGAGAGAGGAAGCAGACUACACCGACAAAUCGGAAGAGUGUCCCAACGCGAAGUUCAGGCGUGUCUUGCGAGUGCUGAGCCACUUGGAGCGCGAGGCUCGCAUCUGGGACAAGCUGCCGGAGUCAUGCAACCUCGUCAUGGAGGUCCGCAUAGCCUCCACGCAUACCGCAUGGAGGGGACGGGGUCUCAUGCGGGUACUUUGUGAAGAGACUGAACGUAUUGCGCGAUCAUUGGGCGCGGGCGCCUUGCGCAUGGACACCACAUCAGCAUUCUCCGCGGCCGCUGCAGAACGGCUCAAGUACAAGAAGAUAUACUCGACGCUGUACGCUGACCUGCCGUACGCGCCCCAACCAGAACCACCGCAUCUCGAGGCGAGAGUCUACAUCAAACAAUUGUAAGAACCCGCACAACAUGAACAUUCGAAAUAUAAAAACAAAAAGGUAUUAUGAAUCAUUAUGAUAUUCAACGUUACAUAAUUAUUUAAUUGUUUAUUCCGUAAUGUUUAUAAUCCUAAAUUUUCCUCAAGCCUGAGAUUGUAUAUUUUGGCAACGAAGCUAAUUGUUUUGAAAAAAACUUUCCCUGUAAGGGGUUUAUUGAACUGUAUAAUUUUAAUAAUUAUGUAGACAUCUCUCAUCUCGUUACCUGUGUCAUUAUGUAAGUUUAGAAAAAACUGCCUGCAAUGUAUUAGAAGUGUGGUGUUGAUCUCACUUAGACCUCACUUGGUUGGCGCGUAGAACCUUAAAUUCAACAACGCAAUUGACAGAAGCUAUUCGAAAUUGAUGGCAUAAUAUUAACCGUCUUUGGCAUAUAAGGAAGCAAAGGUUUGAAGCAGGCGGUGAAUAGUAAAGGUAGUAUACAUACGAUAUAGUCUUCCGAACAAACUAUAAUACUGUUUUCUACAUAUUUAGCGUUCUACAUAGGCAUCGCCGCAUUAUGCAUUCCAUAAUAUUCAUAGAUUUAAUUGUGCGGUGCCUGGUAAGGUACAAUAGCAACGCACCUUAUGUAAACUGUGCAACAAGUAAAUAUGCAGGCGCUCCUAUGGGUGUCUUGUGUCUUUAGAUAUUACGUAUGUGUAGUUCCUUAAAUUGUAGUAUUAUUUGAUAUUUACCUUAACUUGGUGAUAAAAUAUGAACAUUAAAUGUUUGAAGAAACCUUUUUAAAAGAACUAUCAUAUUUUUACAUGGCGAAAUUAUAUGAAUGUGAUUUAGUAGAUAAAUAAAGAAAUAAGCUGGCUUAUUUUUAUUAUUAUAUUGGUCUGGAACCUAUUAAAUUACAUCAAAAUUAUACAUCGGAUGAAACCGCUGUUCGAAAAAAAAACAGAAUUAUUAACUAUUUUUCAAUUCCAAGAAAUAGUCAAUGAAUAUUCUAUUAUCAUAUAAUUAUAAUCAAUUGAAUUGUGGUGUAAAUAUUAUAUCUUAAUUACAAUAAAUGUGUACUAAAAUAAA